AUGGGCAUCCUUCCUCUUUUCUCCAGUCUUCCAUCCCGACACUCGGAUUCACUUAGCGUCACAACUAUAACAGAUCGCCAGAUCUCUCAUCCCUGUGAUAGAUCUUUACAUCCCGGCCAUAAGUCUGAUCACAAGGGCCCUCGUCGAUGGCUUGUGAGUUUUAAAUCAAAACCCAAUCCAAUGAUUGCGGGAAAAAAGAAAGCAAACCGGAACCGAAUUAUUGUUGUGGCUAUUCUCGUUAUGGUAGUGGGUGGUAGCGUUGUACUAGUGUGGUUCUCGCUUGUCCUUGCACUGAUUGAUCGCCUCAAACCUCCAGUGCCAUCGAACGGACUACAAAGAAUUGUCCAAAAAUGGAAAGGACCGGUAGAUUCAGUCGCUGCACUAAGCCCCUGGCCAAAAGAUUUCAGUCAGGGGAUCAAACCUGUCCCCUGUCACUCACACAACGACUACUGGCGUUCAGUCCCUCUAUACGAGGCCAUUGCAGCCGGCUGCACAGGUGUGGAGGCAGAUGUCUGGCUUGAUGGCAACAAUCUUCUUGUCGGCCACCGCAAACACUCCUUAUCAUCUGAUCGUACAUUGAAGAGCCUUUACGUCGACCCAUUGGUAAACAUACUCUCUAACCUGAACGAGAAUUCCUCCACAAAUGCAUCAAUUGGCAUCUUCGAACUUGACCCUACGGCAACAGUCACUCUCCUCAUUGACAUCAAGACAGAUGGGAAUACAACAUGGCCAAUCCUGCUCCAUCAAUUAGCCCCCUUACAAUCCGGUGGCUGGUUAUCUUGGUGGAACGGUACUAGCAAGACGCUUACUUACGGGCCUAUCACUGUUGUCGGAACAGGAAAUACGCUGUUUCAGCAGGUAGUUGCCGAUCAAAUUCGAUACGUGUUCUUCGACGCCCCUUUGAAGGAGAUUUCACAGAACUAUACAUACACAACAGAAAACUCCUACUAUGCUAGUGUCUCACUGUUUAAAGCGGUUGGAAUUGUGUGGCCGUGGGGUCUCACUGAUAAUCAGGAGCAGACCAUACAGAAGAUGAUCAGCGCGGCUUCAAAGAGAGGCUUAGUCUCUCGGUUCUGGGGUAUCCCUUCUUGGCCUGUGAGCCUGCGUAUCAAUCUCUGGCGGAUUUUGGUUGACAGUGGGAUCGGCAUGUUGAACGUGGACGAUGUGGUUCAGGCGACAAGAUGGAACUGGAAUUGGUGUAUUGUUGCCGGGGUG
This is a messenger RNA of Penicillium antarcticum, 1215 nucleotides long. Its product is annotated as phosphatidylinositol-specific phospholipase C/glycerophosphodiester phosphodiesterase family protein. The transcript has 2 exons. The record is from RefSeq and is a predicted model, not a curated record. Gene Ontology annotation, molecular function: phosphoric diester hydrolase activity. Lineage: Eukaryota; Fungi; Ascomycota; Eurotiomycetes; Eurotiales; Aspergillaceae. The annotation marks the transcript as partial. Gene Ontology annotation, biological process: lipid metabolic process.